Molecule: messenger RNA, 5417 nt
Organism: Gasterosteus aculeatus aculeatus (three-spined stickleback)
Lineage: Eukaryota; Metazoa; Chordata; Actinopteri; Perciformes; Gasterosteidae
Gene: ablim2
Product: actin binding LIM protein family, member 2
Biological process (GO): lamellipodium assembly
Cellular component (GO): actin cytoskeleton
Molecular function (GO): actin filament binding
Source: RefSeq, a predicted model, not a curated record
CCGCCGCGCGCCCACACCCAACCUGCGCUGUCUGCUGUAGCGAGGCAGCGUAACCCUGCAGUGUAGGCACGACAUUGUCUUCUCAGUGCGGCUGCUUUGGGAGAUCUCUCCGGCCUCCGCAGCUAGGGACAACCGGGCUCUCUUGAUCUCUCCCCUGAGACGUCUUCCACCGUUCCCCUUGCUGGGGCUUGCGCUCUGCGGUGGCUGGCAUCAUCCAUGUAGGGUACUGUAAUUUUCUGUGCAUCAUCUGGCUGGAGAAUACGUCCGACUGGCACCAUGAGUAGCACUGUGUUCCAGCAGCAGGCAGUCCACGGCCCUCUGGAGCAGCAGAAACAGAAACCAAAGCCAGGGGGGGGGCCCAUCCCCUGUCAGAACUGUGGUAAGCCGUGCAAAGGGGAAGCACUGCGUGUCCAGAACAAACACUUCCACAUCAAGUGCUUUGCCUGUAAAGUAUGUGGUUGUGAAUUGGCCCAGGGGGGAUUCUUCGUGCGUCAGGGAGAAUACAUCUGUACUGGGGACUACCAGCAAUUGUAUGGGACUCGCUGCUUCAGCUGCCAGGACUUCAUUGAAGGGGAGGUGGUGUCCGCCCUGGGAAAGACCUAUCACCCCGGCUGCUUUGUCUGCGCCUACUGCAAACAGCCGUUCCCAGCCGGCGACCGAGUGACAUUUAAUGGAAAAGAGUGUAUCUGCCAAAAGUGUACCCAGCCUCUCGCUGCCAGCAGCCCUGCACCCAUACAGGCGGUCCACAACUGCUGCGGCUGUGGGAAGGAGUUUAAGAAUGAACAGUCUCUUGUAGCUCUGGAAAAGCACUGGCACCUGGGCUGCUUCAAGUGUAAAGUCUGCAACAAGGUGCUCAAUGCCGAGUACAUCAGCAAGGAUGGAAUCCCCUUCUGUGAGAUGGACUACCACGCCAUGUUUGGGAUCAUGUGUGAGAGCUGCAAGAAGUAUAUCACUGGAAAAGUCCUGGAGGCUGGAGAGAAGCACUACCACCCCACAUGUGCCCGCUGCGCCCGCUGUGAGCAGAUGUUUGCAGAGGGAGAAGAAAUGUACCUGCAAGGAUCUUCUAUCUGGCAUCCACCAUGCAGACAAGCAGCCAAGCAGGAGGAGAAGAGUAAGAAGCAGGUCCGGAUACAGCUCAAUGACAUCCCUGAGCAGCAGGUAACCAGGACUUCUUCUGAGAGCAUAACUUCAGUCCCAGCAUCCAGCGCCUCAGGCUCUCCCAGCAGAGUUAUCUAUGCCAAAUUGGGAGAGGAGAUGCUGGACUACAAGGACCUGGCAGCCUUGCCAAAGACCAAGGCCAUCUAUAACAUAGACAGGCCCGACAUGCUGUCCUACUCUCCAUAUGUCAGCUACCCGUCUGAGGAGAGGCACUACGGAGAGUCCCCCCAGCUGCUUUCUCCUACCCCUACUGAGGGCGAUGGAGAGAAGUCACCCCGUCAGCGGAGGCCCUCCAGCCCCAGCUCUAACAGCUCCUUGGGAGGCUGUGGACGUUACACCCCCUGCCGUUCCCCACAGAAUUAUAGCCGGCCAGGGCCAGAGUUGUACCUUGGUGGUAGACACAGCAGCCAUGCCCAUGAUUCCAGUUCUCUUCCUUUGCCUCCAACCCAGAUGGGUGAAAAUAAGUACCCGUCCACCAGUGCCAGGGAACCAUCUUCCCUUCCUGGUUGCUGUACUUCUGGGGCGGAAGGGAGUGGUGUGGGUGAUGGUGAUGGUGUAGGUUUUGUCAAGUACUCGCCCACACCAGUAGCUGGCAGUGUAGGCUUGUCUUUUCACCUGAACCCCACCACCCUGGCCAUGCUGCAGCAGCACAACUAUAUCCCUUACUUCAGAGGUAGUGAAAGUGGUCGGAGUACCCCCAGCUUAUCCACCUAUUCUGAUGGCAAAUCCCCUUCCUCUACAUAUGUGGCUGCUCCCCGGCAUUUCCACGUACCAGAGACUCUGGUCAAAGAUAAUAUCUAUAGAAAACCCCCCAUCUACAAACAGCAUGCUUCUAGAACGUCCUGGCAGGAUGGGGAGGAUAUCAAGAGGACCAGUUGGAUGAUCUUGAAAAGUGAGAUUGAUGGACGGAUGUGUCCAGAAGACCUAGACCCCAGCAAAUCCACCAGCAGUCUGCCUACUGACACCUCCCAGCCUAAUUUCCCCUACAACAAGUCUGCAUCCUUACCUGGCUAUGGAAGGAAUGUCAUCUAUAAGGCUACUGAGAUGGGGGAUGAUGAAGUGGACCCAGACUCCCAGAGCUGGGGAGGCAUGAGAGAAUACAAGAUCUACCCUUAUGAAAUGCUGGCAGUGACGCAUAGAGUGAAGGUGAAGCUUCCCAGAGAAGCAGAUCGCACCAGACUGGAGAGGCACCUAUCUCCUGCGGACUUUCAGCAGGUUUUUGGCAUGACCCUGGAUCAGUUUGACCGCCUGGCACUCUGGAAAAAGAACGAUAUGAAGAAAAAGGCCCGCCUUUUUUAGACCGGGGGAAACAAGCAUCUCAGCAAGCAUCCAUUCUCUGAAUGAGGAGGAAGCAUAAAAGAACCACCCCAACUGAAUAUCUAUAUAUGCAGCACCAUGAUAGCCCUGCUCUCCACUUGUACAACGCAAUGUCAUCUGCCUGUGAUACCAAGGAGGGGCGCUCUGUGCGGGAACAUUUUCACGACAUUGAGGCCGCUUCUUGAGCUUUUUGUAUGCAAUGUGUUGCCUGAAUGUCUAACGACCUUUCAGAAGAGGAUGAGGAGCUGCGUUUGCAUGGCCGGUGUUGAUCCUCCUCGCCUCCCACAAGGUUUCUGCAACCUCCGCUGCCCAUCUUGGCACUUUCAUAAACCCAAGCAAAAUAAAUACUGAUUACAAAAAAGUAUUGUGCAGGGCUUCCCCCUGUUUGAUGUGCACCAUCUUCUGCUCACUGAAUUUCGAUUAAUCUUACGUUACCUGCUUAUUUCUUAAGUAUUCAUUCUUAAAUUUAUUUGUCAUCUCUUUGCAGCUGUACUCUCUCUCGCUAUCUCUCCAUCAUUAUAAUUUUUUCUCAGAGACUAGACAUAUGCAGAGACUAUUAAAUUGUAAAAACGGUUCAUUUUGACAUCUCUACCAUUAAACAGUAAAGAAACUACUUUAUCGGACUGUACUCACUGAUAAAGCACGCCAAGGGCAAAGACAGAGAUGAGAAACAACUUCUCAAUCCGAAAUGUUGAGAAAGACUGGGAAGCUCAUCGUGAUAUGCAGUCCCGUAUCUUACACAAGCAUCUCAUAUAUCAGCAGAUAGGAGAACCAUGGCUAGACAGCGGCCUCAACCGGGCAGUGAAUAACAGAUAGGAGGAGUGUUUAAGAGGGGCCCUUCAGAAAACAUACAGUACAGGGUCAUGGUUUUAGGGAGUGAAAAUGUGUUAAACAUGUAGGAUUGCCUGAAUCACAUGCCCUCACAUCAAAGAAACAAAUACAAUUAUUUUUAUAAGCUAUUUUUGACUUCUGGGAAGGAUCUUAAAUAAAAUAAUGACACACAGGUGAGAGAAGUCAUCAUUCUGAUACCAGAAAAAAGACCCAUGCUGAGUUUGCAAAGCUUCACAGACCUGCAGCCUAACAAGUAGGGUCUUACUUGAUUUAAAACUCAUUCUUCUCGCUGUGUAAUACCUUCUUGGAUUGAGAUUGAACUUCUCAUAUGUUGUUUGAAUGCAUUAUUGCAAAUUGUGAAAUCUUCAUAUUUAAAUCCAUAAACGUAAUGAUUUCUGGACCGUUCGUCAAUCAACUUUUCAACUAACAUACUGCAAGAUGAUCAAGGAACGUAUACUGGACAUAUAUCGGCUAUAUUUGUCUGUCAUGGUGUAUAACUAUUUGAGCAUGCAUGAGGAUUGAGGUGUGUUCACUGCCCUCCGAUUAGAAAUGUAUGAAAACAUUGUCAUCACUGUAGUUUGACUUGAUUGAUACAUUUCAACCAGAAAAUAAACAAAUGAAAUGCCCGGUUACUGCUUACCUCUGUAAGGACUAUUUAAUUGCAUUGAAGAAAGGAUUAUAUUUUGAAACCUUAAGGGUUUAGUGUUGAAUAAAUUGUCUCAUAGAGUAAAGCGAUUUGGAAGAGAAUGACCCAGUCUCACAGCAAAACGUAUAACAGCUACGUUGGACCAAUUGUCACUCUUUCUCCCCAAAAUUGUGACAAUACUACGUUUUAUUUGGCCUAUUCAUUUACAUUGCCUUGCUACUACGUCACUAGAAACUAAUAAACGGAAGGUCUUCUACAUUCUCUGAUACAAGAUUAUGAAAAUAUAACGCAUACGUCUUGCUAGAAAUGUGAUCGAAAUGCAUACAAAUGCUGAUGCCUUUUUAAAAUAUUUUUUUUUCGCAGAUAAUAGACUGACUGUCCGCCAAUUUCUUUUUUUAGCUGAGGGAAACUUGAUAGUCACGUGACCUCGUUGCACAUAAAAUGUUGUAUUGUCACGCUUUCUCCCCAAAAGCGUGACAAUACCACGUUGGUCCAACGUAGCUAUUACACGUCUUGCUGUGAGACUUGGUUGAAAAGAACCAUAUUAAAUCUUGAGUUUGUGUCAAAUAUUGUUUUUUCCCGAAAAUAACACACUAACUGUUGUCAUGUCCUCUUUAUAAUAUCCAUCCACUAUUAAAGUGCUUUAUCCAAACUACAGAGUCACUAUGAGUUGGAGUGUUUGAGUUACAUGAAGUAAAAAUUAUCAGAAUGACAAUAGGUUUAGUGUUACAUAUAUUUUCAUCUUAUGGUUUUGAUGCAAUUGAGAAUGAAGAUCAUUCCAAUAUGUUGUUCUAAUGGUGAAAGAGGAAAGCUCAUCUUAGGCUAGAUUGUUUCUGUAUAUGUGAGCAUGCCCCAAUGGUUUAUCGCAGUGGUUAUCAAAGUUUUUCUGUCAGGGCCUCCUUUAACUAUAUAGUGACAUUGUAAGACACCCAACCGCAUCCCAAAAAAUAUUUGUAAAAUACGUACAUCACUUUACUUUUCCACUUAAGUUUUAUUAAAUUCUGUGAACAUAUUUUGGAGCAGUCCAGAUUUAACAAGAAGUUUCGUCAAAACAUUUUUUUCACCGUGUCUUUUUUGAUGUCAUUGGCUUUUUUUUUUUUGAAACAAUGUGGAAGUAUGACUUAUUUUACUGGUGCAACUCCUAUUUUAACCAUUGGCUUCUUCUAAACAUGUGUCAGGCUAUUUCUGUCUUAAAUGUUGCACUUUAAAGAUGUUGCUAUGCUCCUAUUUUUGCAAUUGUUUUAGGUGAACACAGUGUGAUGAAUGAAAUCCAGGUAAUACAACUUUGUUUAAUGUUCAGAGAGUGUGUAUAAGGUUACAAAAGAGCUAUUUCAAACAUGUUUUUACUAAACUAAAUAUACAUUGACUGUUUAACGCUGAGCACACAAGUAAAUGAAUACUGUGAGGACCCAUAAAGGGCGAACAAAAUAAACCCUGAGAUUCCCAUCAAAAUCACCCAACCAUG